Molecule: messenger RNA, 1398 nt
Organism: Lipotes vexillifer (Yangtze River dolphin)
Lineage: Eukaryota; Metazoa; Chordata; Mammalia; Artiodactyla; Lipotidae
Gene: NUDT12
Product: nudix hydrolase 12
Exons: 6
Coding region: 1-1398 (465 amino acids)
Biological process (GO): NAD+ catabolic process; NADP+ catabolic process
Cellular component (GO): peroxisome; cytosol
Molecular function (GO): protein binding; NADH pyrophosphatase activity; metal ion binding
Source: RefSeq, a predicted model, not a curated record
AUGUCUUCUGUAAAAAGAAGUCCAAACCAAGAAAUUAUAUCCCAAUUUCACUAUUCAGCUGCAGAAGGAGAUAUUGCCAGGUUAACAGUAAUGCUCAGUCAUUCUCCAUCUCUUCUCAAUGAAACUUCUGAAAAUGGCUGGACUGCUUUAAUGUAUGCUGCAAGGAAUGGGCACCCAGAUGUUGUCCAGUUUCUACUUGAGAAAGGGUGCGACAGAUCCAUUAUCAAUAAAUCAAGGCAGUCUGCACUGGAUAUUGCUAAAUUUUGGGGUUAUAAGCAUAUAGCUAACUUACUAGCUAAUGUUAAAGGUGGGAAGAAGCCUUGGUUCCUAACCAGUGAAAUGGAAGAAUGUGAAAAUUAUUUUAGCAAGACACUACUGGACCGGAAAAGUGAAAAAAGAAAUAAUUCUGACUGGCUGUUAGCAAAAGAAAGCCAUCCAGCCACAGUUUAUAUCCUUUUCUCAGAUUUAAAUCCCUUGGUUACUCUAGGUGGCAAUAAAGAAAGUUUCCAACAGCCGGAAGUCAGGCUUUGUCAGCUGAACUACACAGAUAUAAAGGAUUAUUUGGCUCAGCCUGAGAAGAUCACCUUGAUUUUCCUUGGAGUAGAACUUGAAAUGAAAAAAGAGUUGUUUAAUUAUGCUGGGGAAGUCUCACAAGAAAAAGAUGCAGAAAAAGAUGCGUUGGUUGCCUGGUUUGCUUUAGGUAUAGAUCCUGUUGCUGCUGAAGAAUUUAAGCAAACCCAUGAAAAUUGCUAUUUUCUUCAUCCUCCAAUGCCAGCUCUUCUGCAGUUGAAAGAAAAAGAAGCUGGGGUUGUAGCUCAAGCAAGAUCUGUCCUCGCCUGGCACAGUCGAUAUAAGUUCUGCCCAACCUGCGGAAGUGCAACUAAAAUUGAAGAAGGUGGCUAUAAAAGAGUAUGCUUAAAAGAAGACUGUCCUAGCCUCCGUGGUGUUCACAAUACAUCAUACCCAAGAGUUGAUCCAGUAGUAAUCAUGCAAGUUAUUCAUCCAGAUGGGACCAAAUGUCUUUUAGGCAGGCAGAAAAGAUUUCCUCCAGGCAUGUUUACCUGCCUUGCUGGAUUUAUUGAACCUGGGGAGACAAUAGAAGAUGCUGUUCGGAGAGAAGUAGAAGAAGAAAGUGGAGUCAAAGUUGGCCAUGUUCAGUAUGUCUCUUGUCAACCAUGGCCUAUGCCCUCCUCCUUAAUGAUUGGUUGCUUAGCUGUGGCAGUGUCUACAGAAAUUAAAGUUGACAAGAAUGAAAUAGAGGAUGCCCGCUGGUUCACUAGAGAACAGGUUGUGGAUGUUCUGACCAAAGGGAAGCAGCAGGCAUUCUUUGUGCCACCAAGCAGAGCUAUUGCACAUCAACUAAUCAAACACUGGAUUGGAAUGAACCCCAAUCUUUAA